AUGGAUGUUCCGUAUCUCUCGGAGUACUUCCACUAUCCGGACUCCAAGUCCAAGGAGUACAAGGAUUGCCGCCAGAACACCACCAACAAGUUUGGUGAGAUCAUGGGCUGGGUCUCUGUGGCUUUCAUUCUCAGCAUAGCAUUCCAAAACUAUUUAUUGGCAACGGGCCACUGGUAUUUGAGUAAAGUGCAUGUCUUAGGACCACUCGGCAGCUUCUGUGACCGCAUCAGUAAUCGUGGUGGCCGUGCUGGCUUCUUUCGACGAAUGCUUAGAGGCUUUACCCGUGCUCUCAAAGAUACCGCCUACAUCUCCUAUCUUAAUCUCCAGGCCAUCACGCAGAUCGUGCUCUGGACGACAGUGUUUACGGUUUUGGCGCUCGUGGAUAUCAAUAACGGUGACUUGAUCUUCUUGGCCAAACGCCUUGGCCGCUUAUCAGUGGUGUCAUUGCCAACCGUGUUUUUCUUGACCAUCAGACCUUCUCCUUUGCCCAAUACGCUUUAUUUGAGCUUGCUCCCAAUUCAUAAGUGGCUUUCUCGUGGCGUCAUUGUACUUGCGGUUCUUCAUACAUUCUUGUACUUGGGCUUCUUUAGCAAGAAUGGAACCUGGGGUAAGGCAUGGAAGACAGAGAACUUGUAUGGAUGGGGAGCUUUGCUCGGGUUUGUCAUGAUAAUUGUCACAUCACUCCUGAAAGUUCGUGAUCGGACCUACAAGUUGUUCUUCUUCAAUCACUACUUUUGGAGUUGGGCAAUCGUUCUCCUCCUUCCCUUCCAUGUUCGCCCUGUAAGAACAACUUAUGUCAACAUCUUGAAUGUGGGCAUUCUUGCAUAUCAAAUCUAUUACAGAGUUGCCAAUACUCAUACAUCCGAAGUGUCAGACUUCAGAGUGACGGAUGUGUCGCCCAAUCUUGCGAUCAUUGACUUCCCCAAUCACCUCGUCAAGGUGCGUGCCAACAACCCAGGUGCUCAUGUUCGCAUAACCAACCGAAGUCUGAACUUUAUUGCUCGUCUCUACAAGCAAUUCAUCCCCAACUAUCAUCCCUACACCUUAGUAUCGUUACCGCUGGAUCGGUCGCAAAAACUCAUUGUCCGCAAGGGCUCUUUUAAAUGGAGCAGUGAUACGAGGUAUAAGGUUUGCGGGUCGUUUGACCCCAAAUUGCUCGUUGUGAAAUCCAAGAAUAAUCAAGCAUCGAAAUUCUCAAUCUCUAAACUUGGUAUCAAUGCCAAAAAGAUGCUCAUUGUGGUUGGUGGAUCUGCUAUCUCGUUUGCGAUACCCAUUUUGAGAGUACUGAAUUAUCACGGAGUGCCUGUGAAGAUCAUCUGGGUUGUACGUGACUAUAGAGAUAUCGCAAUCCUCCGCUAUUUCGAUGGCUACAUCCACGGUGACGAUUUCGAAAUCUUUGUUACUGGUAACGCUGUUGCUAAUGAAGAAUUUGACUUUGCCGCGGUUAAUGCUGUUCCAAGCUACGGCACAUUCAGAUUUUUAUCGAAUAAGUCCUCGUUCGCUAACCUGGACUUUAAUGAAAGAUCAAGACUUUUGAUGUCGGCCGAAGAGGAUGAGCACAUGAACCAAGAGCUGGAAAAUGUUGAUGUGGACUUGCUGGACGAAAAUGUUCUGGACGAUGAUGGCACGGAACGUGAUUGCACUGUCCAGCUGUUUAGCCCCACGACUGAGUACAACAGUAAUUUCGAGGACAGCAUUGAAUUCGACGAGGAGGAAGCCAUUGGCCAUGACAUGACUUCAACUUUAUCCAGAAGAUCCAGCAGAUCCCAUUCCAUCAACGAGAGAUUCAGCAUCGAUAUGGAGAAAGGUAAUGAGUCUCACAGACAGUUCCAAAAUACCGUCAAACGACUCAACUUGGAUAAUCGUAUCUACAAAGGUCGUCCAAAGUUGAACUACCGUUACUACAAUUGGUGUGUGAAUCAGCAUGAUAUAUUCACGCAAUGUUCUGGCCCCCAGCAGCUUGACGGUUCUGGCUUAGUCUGCUGCAGGGACAUUCCGGGAAGAAAUAAGAUUGGUGCAGAGCACAAGCUUCCUGAUGCCGAGAAAGUGUGGGUGAUUUCUGCUGGUCCCAAAUCGCUUGUCAAGAACGUGAAGCUCUGGGCUAGUGAAAACGGCCUCAAGUAUCACGAAGAAGCCUUCUAUGUGUAA
This is a messenger RNA of Candidozyma duobushaemuli, 2148 nucleotides long. Its product is annotated as putative ferric-chelate reductase. Lineage: Eukaryota; Fungi; Ascomycota; Pichiomycetes; Serinales; Metschnikowiaceae. The coding region runs from base 1 to 2148 and encodes 715 amino acids. The transcript has a single exon. The record is from RefSeq and is a predicted model, not a curated record. Gene Ontology annotation, cellular component: plasma membrane.